Molecule: messenger RNA, 529 nt
Organism: Erpetoichthys calabaricus (reedfish)
Lineage: Eukaryota; Metazoa; Chordata; Cladistia; Polypteriformes; Polypteridae
Gene: cart3
Product: cocaine- and amphetamine-regulated transcript 3
Exons: 3
Coding region: 131-469 (112 amino acids)
Biological process (GO): positive regulation of MAPK cascade; negative regulation of appetite; adult feeding behavior
Molecular function (GO): neuropeptide hormone activity
Source: RefSeq, a predicted model, not a curated record
CCUCUGAGAUAAAAAGGUGAUACCACAGCAGAACGACAUUCUGUAUUGUAAGCAUCAUUUCUUAGACGACUUGGAGGAACGAGCGAUUUUGUGUUGUCUUUUUGCCGCUCCCGUUUUGUUUUCUAGAACCAUGGAAAGUUCCAGGCUGUGGAUGAGAGUCGCAAUCUGCGUGGUUUUGCUGUUCUUUGAAUGCAGUGCUGAAACUGGAGACUUUGACAAAAGAGCUCUGACUGAUUUAUAUCCCAAAGACCCUAACCUUACCAACGAAAAGGAGCUUCUGGGAGCUUUGCAAGAAGUGCUUGAAAAACUACAGAGUAAGCGAGUGCCUGCAUGGGAAAAGAAAUUUGGCCAAGUUCCGACGUGCGACGUGGGGGAGCAAUGUGCUGUCAGAAAAGGAGCUAGAAUCGGCAAACUGUGUGACUGUCCCAGGGGUGCAAUUUGUAACUUCUUCCUUCUGAAGUGUUUGUGAAGAACCAAGCCAAAUCUGAAAAGUCCGUUGUAACAAUUGUAUAAAAAACUAAAAAGAAAA